AUGGUAAUUCAUGUGGAUUUAAUUGAAUGGAAUGCUAACAUUGAGAGGACGAAGAGCACAGUGGAUGAGGAUUCACCAUCAACUCUCAAUGCAUCUGAUAACAUUGAUGACACACAGUUGUGCAACGUGGACAACAGAUCUAUUAGUCAGUAUGAAACACGCGUUAGAGCUAGAGAAAGAGUUGACAGUAGUGGCAGAACUGGGAGAUGCCACUACAACUACUACAACAAGACUCUAUAUAAGACUGACAGUCGACUUUUACGCAACGAAAUUAAUUUCCUGAAAGUCGACAACAGGAACAACAACAACGUCACUGUGGAGGUUGAAGAGGAAAUCCUUCAGAGGACCUUCAAACACAGUGUGUCCGUUGGUGACCUUACCACAAAACCGUCAUCAUCAUCACCGUCACUAUCAUCAUUACCAUCACUACCACCACCGUUGUCCCUAUCAUCGUUGGUUAUGAACAACGCCACUCUUGGAAGAAUGAAGAGCACUGCACCAUACCCAUCAGCCUCUUCUUCACACUUGAACAUUAGCAGUCCUGGCCAUCCGCUCAUGCUGAAACAUUCCGUCCAACCGAAAGUUUUUGCUGAUGAUGGUACUGUUGAUGAUGAUGGAGCUGCUACUGAUGAGGAAAAUAGUGGUUCAUCUGCAUCUCCGUCCUCUGUGAAGACGUUGAAAUAUCAGGACAAUACCGACCAUGAUAAUGAUGGUGGUGCCGGUAGGGCUGCAACGGAUAUACGACAACUUUCAUCGUCCACACUUUCUUUGGUGCAUUCGGACGGGGAGGUGGCUGUUGGUGGGAGCAGGAGUGCACCGGGCAUCGAGUCCAGCAGUCAUUUUUUCGAUAUUGGGUUCAUAGUCAAUGAUGGAGGCGAGACUCCAGAGAAUCUUACGCCAACUGCUGACCAUCAUAAUCGUAGACGGAUCCCGAGUAAGGUUGAUGAGGAGAAAGAAGAAUAUUUCGACGUGUAUGAGAAGAUGCACAAGCAGCGAUUAAAAGAGGCAUCGAAAAUUAAGAAGACUCUUGACGUCAGCCCAGCAGCAGAUGUCAAUCCUUCUACGCUCGAGCAUUUCUGCGAUUUCCAUGCUGCGGCCAUUAUAAGCGGUGGGCCUAGCCUUUUGCUCAAAAGCACGCAAGGCAGCGUGGAUGCAGUUUUAUGUCAUGCCCAGGACUAA
This is a messenger RNA of Helobdella robusta, 1179 nucleotides long. RefSeq lists its product as hypothetical. Bases 1 to 1179 code for a protein of 392 amino acids. Lineage: Eukaryota; Metazoa; Annelida; Clitellata; Rhynchobdellida; Glossiphoniidae. The transcript has 8 exons. The record is from RefSeq and is a predicted model, not a curated record.